Molecule: messenger RNA, 1147 nt
Organism: Gossypium raimondii (Peruvian cotton)
Lineage: Eukaryota; Viridiplantae; Streptophyta; Magnoliopsida; Malvales; Malvaceae
Product: BTB/POZ domain-containing protein At4g08455
Exons: 2
Coding region: 172-993 (273 amino acids)
Biological process (GO): regulation of proteolysis; proteasome-mediated ubiquitin-dependent protein catabolic process
Cellular component (GO): cytoplasm
Molecular function (GO): ubiquitin protein ligase binding
Source: RefSeq, a predicted model, not a curated record
GAGAAAGAAGUACAAGUAGAAGUCAAGCCAUGAGUAACGAUAGCGGCAAUAACUAGUCAUUACUUCAAUUGGGCUUCAAUAAAUUUUUACUUUUACGUGUGUAACUGUUAAAAAAGAAAAAAAACCAGACUACUUGGCUAUAGUGCUAGUUGCCAAAGCCGAAACCAAAAAAUGCGAAGACACCGAUGCAACCAGGUAAUCCGAUCGGAGUCCGAUACGGAGAGCGAUACAGACGCCGAGACCAUGAAGUGCAUAUCGUGCAAAGAGGAGUACGGAUCACGCGAUGCCGGCACUUGCAAGGAGUGCUACGAGGAAGCAAGCGAGACCGAGGAAGAGUUGAAGCGAGAGAUCGAAGAUCUCAAAGCCAAAGUCGCCUUCUUACGCUUUUGGUCUCCGCUUGAUCACGCCCACCGUGGCUCCACCACCACUCCCGGUCCCUUCUUCUCCGAUGUCGUUUUGAUCGCUUCCGAUGAUGGGUCUCCUGGGUUUCCCCCUGUGCUCGUACCCGCCAAUAAAGCCGUUUUGGUGAAUCGAUCACCCGUAUUCAAAGCAAUGCUGGAGAAUGAAAUGGAAGAAAGCAGAAGUGGAACAAUCAAAGUAAGUGAUGUAUCAUACGAUGCUCUUCGUGCCUUUGUAAACUAUUUGUACACUGCAGAAGCAUGCUUGGAUGAACAAAUGGCUUGUGAUCUUCUGGUCUUAGCUGAAAAAUACCAAGUGAAGCAUCUCAAAGGGUAUUGUGAGAAGUUCUUGGUAUCGAAAUUGAACUGGGAUAAUUCACUUAUGAGCUAUGCCUUUGCUCACCAGCACAACGCCAAACUCGUCCUCGAUGCGGCUUUGUGUUUGAUAACAGACAACAUGGAUAAGCUAACUAAAAGGGAAGAAUAUAUUGAACUUGUGGAAAAGGAUCCUCGGCUUGUAGUGGAAAUCUAUGAAGCUUACCUCUCUAAACAGGUUAAUACAGCUGCUCAUAAAGAUUGUUCAAUGAAAUCGUAGUCAUUUCUGAUCAAAUGAUAUUGUUGUUCAUUGAUAUUGGAUGAAAUUUUAGUAUAUGUAUGUAGAAGAAGAGUUUGAAUGUUUGAUGAUAUUGGGUUGGGGAAAUAUGUAAUACGAAGUUACAAUGAAUUCCAUAACCAUCGAGUUUUUUUUA